AUGCAGACUUCCAACAAGCACUCAAUACGGCCUGCCCAUCGCCAACUUGCAGCAAACCAAUGCACGGGUCGUUGGGCUGUCUCGACCCAUUCGAUCCUCUGGGCGCUUUCUGCCCCCAGUGGUCUCCAGUGCACUCCACGCAUGUCGACGCGGCCGGGCGGAGCUGUCGUCAAGGAUAAGCAUCGAUGCCCUGCACUUCACCACAUCGGGCAGCCCGUCGACCGGGCGGCCCUCCCCCAGUUCCCCGGGGCAAGGCAGCCUAAGCCUAGGUCCCUAGGACUCAGGAGGCCAAGAUCACAGAGUUGCGCCGAGAGGACAUGGGAAGUCGACAGAUACUGA
This is a messenger RNA of Colletotrichum paranaense, 339 nucleotides long. RefSeq lists its product as uncharacterized. Lineage: Eukaryota; Fungi; Ascomycota; Sordariomycetes; Glomerellales; Glomerellaceae. The transcript has 2 exons. The record is from RefSeq and is a predicted model, not a curated record. The coding region runs from base 1 to 339 and encodes 112 amino acids.